This is a messenger RNA of Schizosaccharomyces osmophilus, 2154 nucleotides long. RefSeq names its product Clr5 protein (gene clr5). The record is from RefSeq and is a predicted model, not a curated record. The coding region runs from base 1 to 2154 and encodes 717 amino acids. The transcript has 2 exons. Lineage: Eukaryota; Fungi; Ascomycota; Schizosaccharomycetes; Schizosaccharomycetales; Schizosaccharomycetaceae.
AUGACGAAGGAAUGGGAUGGUCGAAGAGAACAAAUUGUCGAACUUUCCAAAGUUCAUGGAAUGACGGUUCGUGAAUUGCAGACACGGAUGUCGAAAUUAUACAAUUUUGAAGCCAGUAUCCGGUCUUACAAGCGCGUUCUCGCCAGAUGGGGAAUUCAUAUACAUCGGCAACGAUUUAUCUUACCGCGAACAGAAGAAGCAGUUGCUCGGACUGCUACAGGAGAUGUUUCAAAAGCACUCGACGAGUUAGUUGCUCAACUGUUUUUUGCAAGACAGAGCGAUAAAGAUUCUCUUGCCCAAAUCGAAGCCAAUUUUGGAUUACGUCUAUCAAAGCGUGCACUUCAUUAUCGUCGGAAAAGACUUUCUUUAAAACGUGCUAUCACCAAAACUCAAGAUUCUUCCAACUUUCACGAUCCUACCUCAUCGUCGCCAACAGCGCUCCAUCUUUCUCAACAACAAUACCCACAUUCUCUUUCAUCGGCUUCCCGGUCCCAAGAGCAGCAAAGCAUCCCGUUACUCGUUCAUUCCUCUCUUCUUUCUACAGGAGCGUCCCCUCCUUCUUCUUCCGUUUCCUCUGCUUCUUCUUCCCACCCAAACUCAGUCCCUAUGCCUGAGACAAGAACUCCUACACAAUCGGUCCUUAAUUCCCGUUCUCCCAUCACCGCUUCGUCUCCAUCCAACACUCAUCCUCAUCCACUACCCAUGAUUCCUUCUUACUCUUCUAAUUUCUCAGUUGCUCCAGAGUCUACAUCCCCUUCUUCUCACGGCGCUUCCAUUCCUUCUCUUCCGUACUUGCAGAAUACGUCUGUUUUUCAUCCUCCUGGCCCUCUUCAUCCUUCUCAACUCGCUUUCCCACACCAUUUACCUACACAACCACCUCCUCCUCCCCAUACUCCCCUUCCGUUUUUGUUCCAUUCAAAAAAACAAGCGGCCCAGUCGCAUAUGAGUUACCCUCCUGAAACUCAAAAUCAUUCUUCUUCGUUCGUUCCUGCUCCGGUCCCUCAAGAGCCGUCUGAAAAUCUUUCGGACCCUGCAAUCGUUACUACAGCUUCCAAUUCUUCCUAUCCUUCUUCUCGCUUGCCACCAUCAAACCAGUUUUACUUAAACCAAGUUCCUGGGUCUUCUUUUCCCGAGCAAACGCAUCUUAAUCAUGAUUCUACUUCAGCAAUGAAUGUCGUGUCGCUUCCUCCCUAUUCUUCAUUCCCUUCCUCGUCUUCUCUCCCUCCUCUUCCCAGUUUGCCGCAACAAACUCAACCCCAUAUUCCUUCUAGUCCCGUUGAAGCGAAUGGAGAGCAUUUGUCAGCGCGUCCUGCCAACCCUUCUGUAGCUUCUGUUUAUGCAAAUUAUAUGGGAGAUCAACAAGAAGACAGAAAAUCGAGCCUUUCUCAAACAUAUAUGCCUAUGUCUGAGGAGGGACAACCGUUGCAGCUAACCCAUCAUGUUCCUCCAACACAUUCUCCCAUGCUGGCAGCAGCUUCUGACCAUAAGGCUUCGAUACCAUCUUCCUUCGUUGGAGGGCAUCACUUUCAAUCACCAAAAUCUCCAAACCUUAGGCAGCCUCAUUUGGAGGUACCGGAACCCUCCAUGCGUGAGCCGUUUUUGGAGCCUAUUGAUAAAGAAGUUAAGCCUUCGGAAGAAUUAUUAAACUCUAUCCAAUAUCAAAUUGGCGAAACACAUCGCGGCUCCAUGUAUUUACCUAUGCUGAACGUACCAAAUGCAGCAGCCCCUCAACAAUCUUUGCCUCCUCCUAAUACUUUUUAUCAGGAAGGUAUGACAAGUCCAAGCCAGCACGCUCAAUAUGCGAUGCCGAUGCAAAAUUAUUCUUCUGUUCAGUAUCAGCCUGCGUUGCCUUCCAAUGAUGCUAUAAAUCCACAAACACACUUUGCUUCUUCUCAACAGUUAAAUAUGCCCGAAGAGAAUUCGGCUCAAUAUGCCAUACCUAAUGCCUAUAUGGGUCGAUUCCCCCAAACGUCUCAUCAUCCGUCUGCUAAUUUACUGGAUGCAAGUGCUUCAUUGAACCCUGUUCAGAAUCCACUUAUUAUGCUUCAUCAUGCUAAUCAAGAUUACAUUGCUAUGGGUAGGCCUGAACACUCUAUUCCAGAGCAAAGCCAUGUUGUUCCCGCUUAUUCUGAUGUCGACUCGCGUUUUGUUUAG